This is a messenger RNA of Soboliphyme baturini, 354 nucleotides long. Lineage: Eukaryota; Metazoa; Nematoda; Enoplea; Dioctophymatida; Soboliphymatidae. The record is from the annotation of a GenBank genome assembly.
AUGACAUUUUCGAUUAGUGACCAUAAUUUAGCGGUCGGCUACAACGAGGACCACUUUGGAGAACGCGCCCCGGUUCCCGUCAAGGAGCCACUUACUGAAGAACGAUGCAACGCGAAGUGUCGCCAGAUGCCGAACGUUGAAGUGGAACCCGACCUGCGGCAACGCGCGAGGGCCACGCCACAGUCGAUGUUCAAUAUUUACCUGCGAUAUUACCUCAACAUGCCUUCAACCACCCUGGCGAUAAGAAAGACAAAUAUUCGCGGUUCCAUACUCCGUCUGGACUCUACUUCCACUUGUGCGGCAGCAGUACUUUUCGUCGGCUACUCUUAUCUUUGCAUAGAAUACACCGUAUGA